UGUAGAUGAAUAGAUGAAUGAAGUGAAACGCAGCUGAAACAACAGUAACUGUUACUCUGCUAUUGCUAGUAUCGUUAGGCAACUUAGGGUGCUUGCGAUCCUUGACGGUGUUGUCCCAGCUGGCAGAGGAGGAUUUCUACAACGAGGACAUUGUCGAGUCUAUUUUGUACAUGUUGCGGCUGAUGGCGUAGAGUCUACUACUGGUGAAAGGUCGAAACGACCAGCAGGAUCUAUGAUCACUAAACUAAAGAAGCGCCGUAGGGAGUGGCGUCAGACCAUCCUAAUUAUUAUCUUGCUGUGCGUGACUUUCUGGGAGCUGGCUGGUCACUGGGUCUGGUUUCUUCGUUCUCCGGUGAAUGUGACGCCUGGAGGGUGUACCCGCUUCCUGCUCGUGGGUGAUCCCCAAAUCCAAGGAUAUUACGGAGAGCCUGGUGGUAUUUUUGGUUUUCUGACACGCUGGGAUGUAUACUCUUACUUGCAAUCAUAUGUAGCAGCCGGGUAUAGGCUAUCUCAACCAGAUGAAGUAGUAUUUCUGGGCGAUUUGCUGGACGAGGGCUCUACUGCGAGCGAUGAUGAGUUUAGCAGCUAUGCCGGGGCGUUUCACCAGCUGUUCCCCUGGUCACAAAUGCCCAGGCAGAUCUUCGUUGCUGGUGAUAACGACAUAGGCGGAGAAGGCAUGCAUGACUACAUCAGCAAGGGAAAGGUCCGCCGCUUUGGCAUGCACUUUCGCCCUGUGAAUGGCAACAAGACGGCCAAGAAUGGAGUCUCGCUUAUCUGGAUCAACAGUAUGGCACUAUCAUACCGCUACAUGACUGACCCGGACGUCCAAGAAGAGGCAUUGGAUUUUCUCAAGUCAUUGGCACAGCGGCGCAAUGCAUCGCCAAGCACAGCGCGGCCCGGGGUCCUGUUCUCUCAUCUCCCACUGGAGGAGAUGAGCCGCAGGCGGUUGCUUGCUGAGCUCGGCAUUAACACGGUUUUCUCGGCACACACGCACGACUUCAGUACAGCAGUGUACUCGCGCGGUGGCUUGCGGACCGGCCCGAGAGAUGCCACUUGGGAUGGACGACACGUGAUGCAAGUCACUUUUGACGAGGCCACAUUGCCGUGUUAUGCCGCGGGCGAAUGCGUCUUGAGUGUCAGCGUACCAACAGUGUCCUAUCGUAUGGGCAAGUCAUCAAUGGCACUGUCCGUUGUGGACAUAGAUGCCGCUGGUCGAGUACAGAACUUGAUCGUUCUGCCGCUCCCACCUCGCUAUCCUGUUCUUAUCGGUUAUCUGGUGUUGGCUGUACUCUGUUGCGUUUGUGCAACAUGCUUUUGAUCCCCAUCCCACGCUCACAUGUACUCAUAUUCACUAAUCACACAGCAAUGAUACAACCUAGUCUUCUUCUGACUCAUAUUCACAUAGGUAUCACAUCCAUUAUGCGUUAUGGUCAUGGAACAUUACACAGCUCUUCCCUGAUCGGACAGAAGUACAUGUACCAUAAAUCCCAUUUCCAAGGGAGUAUGAGCUGAAUACUUUUUUUCUUCUUUUUUUUGAAGUAUGGUACUUGACAAGUUGACCACGACUUUGACUAGGUUUUAUUUAUAAUUUUUUUUUAAAUUCACGGUUCGCCGAGUUUUCGCAUCCAUAGGAAAGCCACUAACCUCUAGGAUCAAGGUGCAGAUGCAGCUUUAUUGCUAAAGUUGACGCAAAUUCCAGUUAAACUUCCUGCCCUUGAACUUUGCUUCUUCUCAUGAAGGCCAAGCCGAGUUAUCUAUCUGCUGGUGCAUCUCCAUUCUCCGUUGUGUUUCUUAUCUGCCGAUGGUUUUUAAAUCGAGUUCCAAGCAAGGCAUCUCACACAUAACUUUGAAAUUAUCAGUUUAUCACGAUUGAUUUUUAUUGCUGCUACAGGUCUACCCAAGAGU
Sycon ciliatum is the source of this 1905-nucleotide messenger RNA. RefSeq names its product metallophosphoesterase 1-like. NCBI's taxonomy places the organism in Eukaryota, Metazoa, Porifera, Calcarea, Leucosolenida, Sycettidae. Gene Ontology annotation, cellular component: endoplasmic reticulum. The transcript has 3 exons. Gene Ontology annotation, biological process: GPI anchor biosynthetic process. Gene Ontology annotation, molecular function: hydrolase activity. The record is from RefSeq and is a predicted model, not a curated record. Bases 233 to 1318 code for a protein of 361 amino acids.